AUGAAGAUUUCACUUCCUCAGAGUAUGCUUGUCCUUUCUACAAUCCUAGGAAGAACCUCUGCAUUCGUCAAGCCAGCCUACAAUCCUGCCCGACAAUCUGCGUUCUUGCGAAUGGCUUCCACCUCGACCGAAGUUGCCACGGAACAACCUCCCAAGCCCAAGAAUAUUCGAGCGGAACGUAUCUUGUCUGGAGUCCAACCUACUGGAAGCCUGCAUUUGGGAAACUAUUUGGGAGCUAUCCGACAGUGGGUCGACUUUCAAAAUAAAGAGCAAACUGAUGAAGAGGGAAAUGUGGUUCCAGUCGAGAAUUUCUUUUGUGUUGUCGAUCUUCAUGCCAUCACCAUGCCUCAUGACCCCAUGGAAUUGCAAGAAAGUACUCUCUCCAGUGCUGCCUUGUACCUUGCUGCAGGUAUCGACCCUGUCAAAUCCAAAGUUUUUAUACAAUCCCAUGUUCCAGCUCACUCCGAGCUUACCUGGUUGUUGAACUGUAUCACUCCCAUGAACUGGCUGGAACGCAUGAUCCAAUUUAAAGAAAAAUCCAAGAAACAAGGAGAAUCGGUCGGUGUCGGUUUGCUUGACUAUCCUGUUCUCAUGGCUGCCGACAUCAUUUUGUAUCAAUCGACCAAGGUUCCUGUUGGAGAGGAUCAACGUCAGCAUUUGGAAAUAACAAGAGAUAUCGUUCGCCGUUUCAACGAUCUCUUUUGCAAAGGAAACAAAUACAAGAAGCGCUGCAAGGCUGCCGGUGUCGCUUCACGACCCGUCUUUAUCGAACCCAACCCCAUCAUCAUGAAGGAAGGUGCCCGUGUCAUGAGUUUGACUGAUGGAACCAACAAGAUGUCCAAGAGUGACGCCAAUGACAACUCCCGAAUCAAUGUCUUGGAUCCUCCAGAAACCAUUCGCAACAAGAUCAAGAGAUGUAAGACCGACGACAUUCAAGGAAUUGAAUGGGACAACCCAGAGCGACCAGAGGCAAAGAACUUGUUGAAUAUCUACUCUGCUGUCCAACCAGACCGAACCAAGGAGGACAUUAUCGAGGAAGUCAAGGACUUAACUUGGGGUGAUUUCAAGCCCUUGUUGGCUGAUGCCAUUAUCAAUCAUUUGGAACCCAUCCAAAACAGAUACCACGAAAUCCGGGAAGAUAAGGAUAGACUGAAUGAAAUUUUGAAGGAGGGUGCGGAUGCUGCCAACACUGUGGCAAAGCAAACUCUAUUCAACACAAAGGUAGCCAUGGGAUUCGUCACUCCAGAUGAAGCAUAA
Molecule: messenger RNA, 1257 nt
Organism: Cylindrotheca closterium
Lineage: Eukaryota; Bacillariophyta; Bacillariophyceae; Bacillariales; Bacillariaceae
Source: the annotation of a GenBank genome assembly